Messenger RNA from Diospyros lotus (date-plum), 1762 nucleotides. RefSeq lists its product as uncharacterized. Gene Ontology annotation, molecular function: glycosyltransferase activity. The record is from RefSeq and is a predicted model, not a curated record. NCBI's taxonomy places the organism in Eukaryota, Viridiplantae, Streptophyta, Magnoliopsida, Ericales, Ebenaceae. Bases 84 to 1571 code for a protein of 495 amino acids. The transcript has a single exon.
UGCUUGACUUUGAGGCUUCAACGAUACACCUUUCAAAACCAACAACGCCAGCCAGCAGAACGGGAAGACGCAAUCGCAACACAAUGGCCUCCGCCAGCAGCAAGGCCAAGAAGCCUCUCAACUCCAAGCUUGCCACCACCCUCUUCUUCAUCGUCCUCUUCACCAUCCCCGCCCUCCUCCUCCUCCACACCCCCACCGCCACCCCCGCCUGCACCACCCUCUCCUCCCAGGCCCGCUCUUGGUCCGGCGAUCUCCGGGCCGCCCAAUUCUCCUGGAACCGCCUAACCUUCCACCGGAAUACCCCCCCUCUGGCUACCUUAAAAGUGGCCGUGUUCUCCCGAAAGUGGCCCGUUGGCGCCACGCCGGGAGGCAUGGAACGCCACGCCCACACGCUCCACACCGCUCUUGCCAGCCGGGGCCAUGAGGUGCACGUUUUCACAUCACCUGUGGAUGAACAAGACAACAAAGAGGAGCUCAUCAAACCCGCCAAUCGUAAUAAUAAUAAUAAUAAUAAUAGUUCAAACUUGUCACCUAUCAUUCACUGCCAUGAAGGUGAACCAGGCCGCUGGCGCUACAACAAGGCCUGGCAGCUGUUUGAAGAAGAGAACCAGCGGCGCCGGCCUUUCGACGUCAUCCACUCAGAAAGCGUGGCCCUGCCUCACUGGCUGGCCCGCCAUCUCCCCAACCUCGCAGUAUCAUGGCACGGCAUAGCCCUGGAGAGUGUCCACUCAUCUAUCUACCAGGACUUGGCUCGCCGGCCCGACGAGCCAAUCUCUCCUGCCUUCAACAAGAGCCUUCAGGGCGUGAUUCCAAAGGUGCUAAAUGAGAUCAGAUUCUUCAAGAAUUACAAGCAUCAUGUCGCCAUAAGUGACAGCUGCGGGGAGAUGCUGCGAGAUGUGUACCAAAUCCCGAGCAGACGAGUGCACGUAAUCGCGAACGGAGUCAACGAAGAUGAUUUCAGGGAUGAUGCGGGGUUGGGCCAGGAAUUCAGGGCCAAAAUUGGCGUCCCUUUAAAUGCAAGUUUAGUCCUUGGUGUGGCUGGAAGAUUGGUAAAAGACAAGGGCCAUCCACUGCUUUAUGAAGCCUUUUCCAAGCUCCAAGAGAAGCAUUCAAAUGUCUACCUGGUCGUGGCCGGCUCUGGACCGUGGCAACAGAGAUACAAGGAUCUGGGAUCUCAAGUCAUAGUUUUGGGAUCUAUGAAGCCAUCCGAAUUGAGAGCUUUCUACAAUGCCGUUGAUGUGUUUGUGAAUCCAACGCUGAGGCCGCAAGGGCUUGACCUCACUCUCAUGGAGGCAAUGAUUAGUGGGAAGCCGGUGCUGGCAUCGAGGUUUCCCAGCAUCAAAGGCACCAUCGUGGUGGACAAUGAGUUCGGUUUCAUGUUUGCCCCCAAUGUGGAGUCUCUGGUGGAGGCCUUGGAAGAGGCGGUGGCUGAAGGGUCGCCAAGGCUGGCCCAGAGAGGCCGAGCUUGCCGGGCUUAUGCGACUUCCAUGUUUACCGCAACCAAGAUGGCCUUGGCUUAUGAGAGAUUGUUCCUCUGUAUCAAGGAUGAGACAUUUUGUACCUACCCUUAGCCUUAGGUAAUAUAUAGAAUUCCAUUUCUAAUUUGUUGAAGAAGGCCUAUUGCCUAAUAGCAGAGAAAUAUUGCCUAAUAGUAAGGAAAUCUACAUUUCUUAUCACCAGCUGGUAUCUGGACUAGUUUGUACAUCAUCUUUUUCAAUGCGGUAAUUAAUAGAACCAAACUCUCCCAUGUCUUUGACACGAA